CGCCUCGGGCGGCGGGGGUUCGCGGGCAUCAGCGCAUGUGCAGCGCGGAGCAGCGGGGGCCGGCGGAGUCGCGGGGUGUCAGUGAGCGGCGAGGAGCCGGCGCCCCGUGCCGCGUGAGCCCGUCCGCCCGCGGCUGUCUGCGGGUACGCUGCGUGGCACGCUGCUUGCUGAGCAUCUCCCCGGCCGCGCACCUGUCCCGCACCUGCCCGCCGCCCGCCCGGCGCCCCGGGACCGCCCGCCGCAGCCGGGCCCGGGCGCAGCGCCGCGGAGGGAGGGCCGCCGGGCGGGCCGGGCCGGCGCGGCGAUGAUGCACAGGUUCCGAAAGUGGCUGUACAAACCCAAGAGGUCGGAUCCGCAGCUGCUCGCCCAGUUCUACUAUGCCGAUGAGGAGCUGAACCAGGUGGCCGCCGAGCUGGACAGCCUGGACGGGAGGAAGGACCCACAGCGGUGCACGCUGCUCGUCAGCCAGUUCCGCUCCUGCCAGGACAACGUGCUGAACAUCAUCAACCAGAUCAUGGACCUGUGCAUCCCCCAGGACCGUGCGCCCAGGGACUUCUGCGCCAAGUUCCCCGAGGAGAUCCGGCACGACAACCUGGCCGGCCAGCUGUGGUUCGGUGCCGAGUGCCUGGCCGCCGGCUCCAUCAUCAUGAACCGGGAGCUGGAGAGCGUGGCCAUGCGCCCGCUGGCCAAGGAGCUGACCCGCAGCCUGGAGGGCGUGCGGGGCGCCCUCCGCGACCAGGCGCUGCGGGACCUCAACACCUACACGGAGAAGAUGCGGGAGGCGCUGAGGCACUUCGACGUGCUGUUCGCCGAGUUCGAGCUGAGCUACGUGUCGGCCAUGGUGCCCGUGAAGUCCCCCCGGGAGUACUACGUGCAGCAGGAGGUCAUCGUGCUGUUCUGCGAGACGGUGCAGAGGGCCCUGGACUUCGGGUACCUGACGCAGGACAUGAUCGACGACUAUGAGCCCGCCCUCAUGUUCACCAUCCCCCGGCUGGCCAUCGUGUGCGGCCUCGUGGUCUACGCGGACGGACCCCUGAACCUGGACCGCAAGGCGGAGGACAUGUCCGAGCUGUUCCGGCCCUUCCACACGCUGCUGCGGAAGAUAAGGGACCUGCUGCAGACCCUGACCGAGGAUGAGCUGCACGUGCUGGAAAGGAACCUCUGCAUCUCGCAGGACGUGGAGUUCCCCAUCCGGGCCGACGGGCCGGUGCCGCCCGCCCUGGCGCCCGCCUUCCCCGCGCCCCUGCCCCCCGAGGAGCUGCUGUCCGCCAAGGCCAAGAACCCGGAGGCGGAGCUGGCCUGCUCCAUGCAGUACGACGACCAGGAGCUGGAGCAGCUCAACCGCAUGGUGUGCCGGGCUGGGGACGCGAUGUCGUCCCUGCUGUCCCCGCCCAGCGCCUGCCAGUCCCCUGCACGCAGGCCAGGGGCCGAGGACAGCCCCCGGGGCGAGGCCUCCCCAGGAGGCCGGCUGCUGCAGCCGGGCGGCGAGGAGGAGGAGGGAAGGGUGUUCUUCAUGGACGACGUGGACGGGUCGACAGAGGCCCCGGGCAGCCCGGCCAGGUGGACAGGCGGCCCCCGUGCUGAGCCCCGGGAGAGAGGGCAGGGCGGGCAGGCGGGGACCGCAGAGGAGGAGGAAGACGUGGCCAACAACAACAACAACGUCGAGGACGACAAGGCCUGGGCCGCGGGCCCCAACUCCUGCAGCUGCCUGGACGCCCCGCCGCCCCUGGACGGCUGGGAGGUGAUCACGGACGACGUGGAGACGGCCGAGACGGUCGCCCACCGGACGGGAGGCAUGAAGCUCUCGGCCACGGUCAUCUUCAACCCCAAGUCGCCCACCGCGCUGGACUGCUCCGGCUCCGCCCCGGAAGGCUCGGGAGACGGCGUCUCCCCGUCAGAGCCCGCGGCCGGGGGCGCGGAGGAUGGCUCCCACGAACUCAGUACCGCGGCCACCAACUGUCUCCUGAACUCCUGCGUGUGCUGCGGGGGCUGUGGGGGCGGCCGGGAGGACACGGCCGAGAGUCUGCAGGACAAGUGCAGCCCGGGGGGCGUCAUCAGCGCCUCCUAUGUGGGCAUGGCCAAGGCCAGUGCCAAGGGUGCAGCCGAGAGACUGGAGGAGGCCCAGCCUGCCCUGGAGACGCUGCCCGAGGGCACCCCAGCCUCGGAAGACACCCCCGACAGCCAGGAGCCCAAAGCCCCUGCUUCCAACAAGUGCCUGGCACUCCCCUCAGGGCCCCCGGCAGACGCAGCAGACGGGUCGCAUGGAGGCGGCGGUAGUGGUCAGCAAAAGGAGCUCGAGGCCAGGCCGCAGGACGCCGGGCAGUCCGCAGAGGCCACAGAGGGGCGCCAGUGCCUGUCAGGGUCCAGUGGCUCCCCGGCCGGGUCCCGCCCGUCAGACGAGACCGCGGUGGAGGCGGCCCCUGUGGCCGCCAGGGAGAAGAUCCGGUCCAGGUUCCACGGCAGCCACGACCUGAUCCAUCGCCUGUUUGUCUGCAUCUCAGGCGUGGCCGACCAGCUGCAGACCAACUACGCCAGUGACCUGAGAAGUAUCCUCAAGACGCUCUUUGAGGUCAUGGCCACCAAGCCAGAGCUGGACGACAAGGAGAAGCUGAAGAAGGUCACCCAGACCCUGCGGAGCGCGGCCUUGGAGGACUGUGCCCUGUGCCAGGAGACCCUGUCGUCAUCUGAGCUGUCAGCCAAGACCCGGGACGGGGACCUGGAAGACCCGCCCGAGUGGGUCCCGGACGAGGCCUGCAGCCUCUGCACCGCGUGCAAAGCCCCCUUCACCGUCAUCCGCAGGAAGCACCACUGCCGCAGCUGUGGGAAGAUCUUCUGCUCCCGCUGCUCCUCCCACUCGGCCCCGCUGCCCCGCUACGGGCAGGUGAAGCCCGUCCGCGUGUGCACGCACUGCUACAUGUUCCACGUCACGCCCUUCUACAGCGACAAGGCCGGCCUGUGACACGUGCCGGCGCUCCCCGGACC
This is a messenger RNA of Phyllostomus hastatus (greater spear-nosed bat), 2982 nucleotides long. It is a transcript of the gene ZFYVE28, whose product is annotated as zinc finger FYVE-type containing 28. The record is from RefSeq and is a predicted model, not a curated record. Bases 305 to 2959 code for a protein of 884 amino acids. Gene Ontology annotation, biological process: negative regulation of epidermal growth factor-activated receptor activity. Gene Ontology annotation, molecular function: metal ion binding. The transcript is spliced from 13 exons. Gene Ontology annotation, cellular component: early endosome membrane. NCBI's taxonomy places the organism in Eukaryota, Metazoa, Chordata, Mammalia, Chiroptera, Phyllostomidae.